UUAAAAUAUAUUUGUAACCUAGAUACUGUAGUGGACACAAAUAAAAUGCUUUGUGCAGAUGUAUAAUUCCAGUGUAAGGCAGGACUGCAGGCAGCACAGACUUUGGAACUUAGAGCCUGGUCCAAAUAAAGCGCCCUGCUCCCUUCCCCAGAGAACUCCCUGAUAUUGCUGUUUCCUCCGUCUCUGUCCUCAACUACUUGUCUUCCCCCAUAGUGAAGGCCCUUUAAUGGUGAGGACAGAAGCCCAUUGUUUCCCUAAGUCUACAGCACACAUCAAAGGAGGCUGUGUAAACAUUUGCUCAGUUUUUUGCCCAACGGAUUGAAACUGAAUUGAAGAUGAGCCCUGUUCCUAUCUGCUCUCUGUCUAGGCAGGGAUUGGGUGUGUAAAACGCAUAUGCAUGACUUGGGUAAGCCUGGGACUAUUUUUAUCAGAUGGGUGGGUUCAGCUUCCAUUGAAUUUUGAGAGUUUCCCUGGGGCCAAGAUAUGUAUGGGGAAAUGACAAAGGAGCAGGGAACAGAAGGGGAGACCAUGGUUAUGAGCCAAAAACACUGUAUUUUUUCGUUUCUACUGUUUUACAGCCAUAAGUGGGUGUGCUCACUGCUCCAUCGGACGAAUGAUGAUGCCAGGCACUGAGCUAUAGGCUUGGACUACUCAGGACUCUCUUGUUUGCAAGUGACAGAAAAACCAACUCUAAUUUGUUUGGGGGAAAGCAGAUUUACUGGACAUGUAAUGGAAAAAUCCAGGUCUUGAUGUCAGGCACGACGGAAGGCGGCCUGUCUCUUGACUCCUCUUUCCUUUGGGUCAGCCACAAUCUCUAACAUAGCCUCCCCAGGUGAUGGCCAGAUGGCCACUGGCUGCAUCCUACCUCCUCAACAACCACAGAGGGAAUAAGUUUGAUGGGGCUAAUGGUCUUGUGAUGCUUCCCAUAUAGAUUUUCCCUGUAGGAACCUUUUCUUUUUCUUUUCUUAUAGCUCUAUCCUCUUUCAUGACUCAGCCGUGAGGUGUUAUUAUUGCCCUAAGGGUCAGGGGAAGGUGAGGGUGGGUACCACUCAGAAGCCAAAAUCCACAGAGAGGCAGGAGGGGAUCACCUUCUCCAGAACAGAAGGGAGCACAGAACCUGUCAGGGAUGGGAUGGUGAGGAAAGAGAUGGAGAGAACGAGUCUAGAGAGAGUAUGCCAGGAUCCCUGAGGAGCCUGAGGCCACCUCUGUGCCAGGUGUCAGCCUCGGGAGGAAUGUGGGACACAGACAUCCCAGGUGGGCUGAGGAGGAAGCUGAAAGCAGACAGCACCUGUGCCCCACUUCCUGGUUGGAACUCUGCCCCAGGACGCCCUGUGCCAACGCUGCAAAGUAAAGUGGUGAUGAGGAACAUUUUGUGUGGAAAUGGUUCCACAUGGUGUCCCUGAGUCACCUUCAGUCCCUUUGUGACAGAGAAGGGAUCCAGGAGUGGCCCCAUGUUCCCUGUGGAAGAAGAAAAGGCGGCUGAGAGGGAACCACGCGCUAUGGGGCCACAGUGGCUGGGAGAGCAGGAUGGACAGGUAACUCCAUCCCGCCGAUCAGAAUCAAGCCCAAGGCUUGUUGGGUUGGUUGGCAAAGAGAAGCCAUUUUUCUGGUGGACUUGUGGUGGUGAGGUCGUGAGCCUGGAUCUGCUGGGGUCUCACAUGGCGCCUGAGAGAGUCCAGUGCACAUGAAAGGAAGCAAAGCUGAGGGGGAGUCCCUGGUCUUCAGUCCCCGGAACUAAUCCUAGGCUCUUCAUUUACAUGAGCCGGUCAAUUCUUUUUUUUUUUUUUCUUGUUAAAGCAAGUGUGAGUUGGGUUGUCUGUCAUUUACAGCAGAAGGUGACCUGGCUAACCCCUAUAGGGAAGAGGGAGGCAGCUCCAGCAAGGGAUGGACCCUGGAACUAGUGGGAGAACCAUCAGGAGGAACCUGGAGCAGGAAGAAGUGUUGGGUAUGGAGGUGGGGACUGAGAGUCACAUGGGAAAGUCUCUGUGAUGCUGAAGAGGACAGGUGUCUUUGUGCUGGGAGAUACAUGGUUCACUGGGAGGGGCUGUGUCAGCAGUCAGGACAGGAUGGAGCUGAGGACAGGGUAGCAUCACAGGAAUGAGGUGAGAAAGGCAGGUUUGCUGGGUUUGGAAGCAAACACUGACUGGACACUGAGCCUUCAGGUGAGGAAGACACCCAGGUGGCUGGGGGAAUGGUUAGAUCACAGGGUAGAUGAGUUUGGGAGCUGGGAACAGAAUUUGGUAAAAGAAGUCCUGGUUUGAGAUGGGAAGUUCAAAGCAGAAAACCAGAGAGUAGGUAGAAAUGUGGGUAAAAUAUGUGGGCAUAGAACAUGGGUUUGGGAGCCAUGAAUACAGGAGUGAAAUUAGAGGCCAGUGACUAGCUCCUCCAGAAAGUGUGCCUGGAAGGUAAAAAUCAGUGUCUAUUUUGCUCAAGGCCACAUAAGGCAUACAAGUGUCACUGCAGACUUCUGACACCAUUUGAAAGAAAUGUAUGGCAUCAAAUCAAGCUCAAUUCUCCGAUGCCUGAGUUAUAGAAAUAGGUCAAAUGCUGUGUCAAUCUUCAGCAGCUUCCGAGGAAGCCGCGAGGCAGGGAGGCAGGCUUUGGGGAUGGCUACUUCUCCGGGAAGCCUGCAGCCCAUCCCGAAACAGAGUGGCAGCCAGGUCUCCACGGGGCCGGAUGUGGUCGGCACCGGAAGAGAAGCGUGGAGUAGGUGAAGGGGGGAUGGGGGACGUGGUGGCGAGAAUCGUGGCAGAUUGCGUCCACGCGGCAGCAGCCACACAGCAGUGGCGGACCACAAACAUACGCGCCCAGCCUAACGCCGUGAUCAAAGCGGCGCCAGGCCACGCACACGGCCCAAAUGCACCCACACUAGGGGCCCAGCCCGGGGCCGGGUUUGGGCGCCCCGGCCUAGACGUGCGUCGGAGUAAUCCCUGAUCCCCAGUCCCGCGUUGUGAGGCGCGCAGAAGCCCUGCUUGCAAUGUGGCCGCGGUGCCUGCGCACUCAGACGCCCGUUACCGUAGCUUCCCCUCGCCGGGGGCUCUGCAGACUGGCCAGUCUUUGGGGGCUGCGUUUGGCAUCAAAGAGUCAACGGUCCUCUCUGCAGCCCCUGCUGCGCCCUUCUCCCCAGUCGGGCAGCAGGGCCUCCCUGCCUCCCCGCCUCCCCGCCUGCGGGGCGGAGCUCUAGGGCGCCUGGCGUGGGGCGGGCCGAGCGCAGACCGCGGCGAGGUCUACAGGGGGCGCUGUAGACCUGGUGGGACAACUGUCCCGCGGUCUGUGCGCGCGAUCCGUGCGCGCUGUCCUUACCACCCUAAGCGCCAGGCGGAGCCGAAUCUGCACGGAUCCGCGGAGCCGUGGAGCCGCGAAGCCGGAGGCGGGCCGGGCCGGGACCAUGGACGGAUGUCUUGCAUGUCCACCAAGAAGGCUGCCUGUCACCACGCCAGUGACUCAGAGACUGCAAAGGGGGAAGAAGGAAGGUCACAGUGCGACCACACAUAUUACCUCCAGUCACUACUCACCGUCCAGAGCUUGAUUAUGGCAUGUUCCCGAUCUGAGGUGAAACCAUGAAGAGGAGAUAGAACAAAUAAUAAUGCUUUUCCGCAAUCGCUUCUUGCUGCUGCUGGCCCUCGCUGCGCUGCUGGCCUUCCUGAGCCUCAGCCUGCAAUUCUUCCACCUGAUCCCGGUGUCCGUGGCUAAGAAUGGAGUGAGUAGCAAGAGCCGAAAGAGGAUCAUGCCCGAUCCUGUGACGGAGCCCCCUGGGAGAGACCCGGUGUACGAAGCUCUCUUGUACUGCAACAUUCCCAGUGUGGCUGAGCGCAGCAUGGAAGGUCACGCUCCACAUCAUUUUAAGCUGGUCUCAGUACACGUGUUCAUCCGACAUGGGGACAGAUACCCACUGUAUGUCAUUCCCAAAACGAAGCGACCAGAAAUUGACUGCACUCUAGUGGCUAACAGGAAACCAUAUCACCCUAAACUGGAAGCUUUCGUUAGCCACAUGUCAAAAGGAUCCGGAGCCUCUUUUGAAAGCCCCUUACACUCCCUGCCUCUUUUCCCCAAUCACCCGCUGUGUGAGAUGGGAGAGCUCACCCAGACAGGAGUCGUGCAGCAUCUGCAGAAUGGCCAGCUGCUGAGGGACAUCUAUCUGAAGAAACACAAACUCCUGCCCAGUGACUGGUCCCCAGACCAGCUUUACUUAGAGACCACCGGGAAAAGCCGGACGCUGCAAAGUGGGCUGGCCCUGCUUUAUGGCUUUCUCCCAGAUUUUGACUGGAAGAAGAUUUAUUUCAGGCACCAGCCCAGUGCUCUCUUCUGCUCCGGAAACUGCUAUUGCCCAAUGAGAAACCAGUAUCUGGAAAAGGAGCAGCGUCGGCAGUACCUCUUACGCUUGAAGAACAGCCAGCUGGAGAAGACCUACGGGGACAUGGCCAAGAUCGUGGACGUCCCCACCAAGCAGCUUCGAGCUGCCAACCCCAUAGACUCCAUGCUCUGCCACUUCUGCCACAAUGUCAGCUUCCCUUGCACCAGGAAUGGCUGUAUUGACAUCGAGCACUUCAAGGUGAUCAAGACGCAUCAGAUUGAGGAUGAGAGAGACAGGCAGGAGAAGAAACUGUAUCUGGGGUAUUCGCUCCUGGGCGCCCACCCCAUCUUGAAUCAGACCAUCGGCCGCAUGCAGCGUGCUGCCGAGGGCAGAAAAGAAGAGAUCUUUGCCCUGUACUCUGCUCACGACGUCACUCUGUCACCAGUUCUCAGCGCCUUGGGCCUGACGGAAGCCAAGUUCCCAAGGUUUGCGGCCAGGCUGAUCUUCGAGCUCUGGCAGGACAGAGAGCAGCCCAGGGAGCAUUCUGUGCGGAUUCUUUACAAUGGUGUCGAUGUCACGUUCCACACCUCUUUCUGCCAGGACCACCACAAGCGUUCUCCCAGGCCCAUGUGUCCCCUUGAAAACUUAGUCCGCUUUGUCAGAAGGGACAUGUUUGUGGCCCUGGGUGGUGGUAGUACCAAUUAUUAUGAUGCAUGUCACCGGGAAGGAUUCUAAAAGAUACACAGUCCAGCACUUACAGAAUCUAUGCCGAUACAGAGGGAUGGGAAAGGUACGCCUCUAGUUCAGUUCUUUGCUAAGGGUACAAGGUGAUCGAUUUUCAAAGGCUAGACAUCAUGCUUGAGAGCCACAGAGAUGGUUUGGGUUGAACAGUGAGUGCAUUGGUGGGUUCAGGUACGUGAGUUACUUGAUACACAAUAGCCAAUCCACAGAGAAUGGAAGGUACUUUAUCACAGCCAGACUGCACUUACAAUGCCAGGAUAUUUUAAUGCUCGAAGUCGCCAACCCAGAUAUGUAUUCUUUUGAUCUGCCAUGGCCCUUACCGUACGAUGGAACCAGCAAAUCUCGGCCCAAAUGUUCUUCAUCUGGGACCACCUCACCUUGUCCUUGUUGAGUGCAAACUUUCCCGAAAUGAGUUACGUAAAAUAGGACUUGGCAAACUUUUUCAGGAAAGGGCCAGGUAGUAAAUAUUUAAACUGUGCACACCAAAAGGCCACAUACAGUUUCUGUCACAGCCAUCCAGUUCUGCUCUUCUCAUGUGAAAGCGACCACAACCAACACAUCCCCUAAAACAGGCCAUGGGGCAGGCUGGCCCCUGGGCUAUAGUUUGCUGAGCCCUGACCUAAAAGACAGGCUCUGCUACAAUUGCAUGCUGAGUACUUUGAGAGCCAGUUGGGUAUCACCAAUUAUUACAUGGUGUCUCCAGUAACCUCUGCUAAAAACACAGAAUUUGGUCUGUAUGACAACAAAACAAUGGGAAAAUGUUGAACUAGAAGGAACCAUAGAAGAAUUAUAAUACUACUUGAUAUCCAUGAUGAUUGUGGUAUAAGAUAGUUUUAAGGAUGUUUAAAUAUUUGUCUGCUGUAGUCUAUUUGCUGUAUAUGCUGAACUUUUUGUAUUCCACUUAGUAUUUUUAUAGUCUAGGAAAAUAUUUUCUGAGACCAGUUUUAGAUGUGCUCUUAUUCCAAUGUAGUAUUCAGUGUAUUGUGCCUGGCUGAUAUUUCGAUGGGAGUGAGAAGCUGAGCUGAGGCACUUGCUUCUGAUAAAAAUGACUUACGGUUCGUUCCCUUGGACAAGCUGUAGAAUUGGAUCAACUUUUAAACCUUCUCUGCGAGUUUUAAAGGGUAAAUUCUACUUGAUUUUUAAAUAAGUUUUUGGAAGAACUUUGUUACUAGAUAGUUAAAUCAUCUUUAUUGGGUAUUUUAUAGAGUAGAAGCAAUUAUCAUUGAAUCUGUGGUUUCUGAACAAACGGUGCUAGUUCUGUGGGGAGACCUGUAACAUGCAAGUGAGACACUCCAGUGCCGUCGUAUCUGGGCUUUUUGUUUCCACCCCGUGUUGCGUUUAAAUACAUCUCUGUUUCUAUUAAUAAAUUUUUGAUGAAUAUUUGUACGUACCACUAACGGUCUGUGCCUACGAGUCACUCUAGUUCUUUUCAAGCGAGUGCCAAUAUUUUGAAAUUUUAUCCUUUUUUUGUAUAAAUAGUUUUCUAGUUGAAAACGUGUAGAGCAGGGAGAGCCAGGCCCCGUGGCCCCUGUGGUCGGGACCGGCCGCACUGCGCCCAGUGGGGACAACGGAGAGGAGCCGGAGCUCUGCUUCCUUCCCUGCAGCAACUUCAGUGCUUGCUGGCCAGGACGACGCGUCACAGCCGGUGGCCUUGGACUGGGUUAAAAUUUAGCUUAACUGCUUCUAUUAUUGCUGACAAUCUUGUGUUGUCUCUCGACUAUUUAAAGCCUAAACGGGUUUUUUUUUUUUUGCUUCUUAUUCACAGUAUCUGAUUUAGAACUGCUAAAUACAGCUUGAGAAAAUAAAAGUGAGUCAGAUGUUUUAAAAAUUAGUUUGCAACAUCUGUUGGUAAAGGUAGAUAUAUUGGAUAAGACUCCACAUUAAAAGUGUACUUACAGGUUUGGCCUCUGUGGUGAAAAAAACACCUUUUGAGGGACACCGCUUUGUGUUUCUUAAUUGCGGCCUAGGCAUUUUACAGCAUGACAGCCCCCGAGUCUGCACAUGUAGGGAGGAGCUGGAGCUCAGGGUGCCCAUCGUGAGUGCCCGCUUUACUUUUCCAGGGAAUAUUUAAAAUAACUGCUGCGGGGGUGUCCAGCCUGGGGCCCGCAGGCUGCACCCAUCCCAAGAUGGCUGUGAAUGCAGCCCAACACAAAACUGUAAAAUUUCUGAAAAUAUUAUGAGAUGUUUUCAUGAUUACAUAUUGCAAUGUAUUUAAUGUGUGGCCCAAGACAACACUUGUUCUUCCAGUGUGGCCCUGAGACGCCAAAAGGUUGGACACCCCUUACAGUAAAGCCUGCAAAAAGUUAGUGACCUCUGUCCCAGCCACCUUAUCAGGAAUAGGUGCUUGCUGCGCUGCUCUCAGCCUCCUGCUCAUCCCUGACCUGGAACAGAGAACUGCCAUUCCCCCAGCUCCGUUGCA
Messenger RNA from Phyllostomus hastatus (greater spear-nosed bat), 7454 nucleotides. It is a transcript of the gene PXYLP1, whose product is annotated as 2-phosphoxylose phosphatase 1. Bases 3587 to 5029 code for a protein of 480 amino acids. Gene Ontology annotation, biological process: dephosphorylation; glycosaminoglycan biosynthetic process; chondroitin sulfate proteoglycan biosynthetic process. NCBI's taxonomy places the organism in Eukaryota, Metazoa, Chordata, Mammalia, Chiroptera, Phyllostomidae. Gene Ontology annotation, molecular function: phosphatase activity. Gene Ontology annotation, cellular component: Golgi apparatus. The transcript has 7 exons. The record is from RefSeq and is a predicted model, not a curated record.